GAGGUCUCCGGUGCAGUUCUCCGCGUGCUCUCGGAGUCUCCGAGCUCAGCCAAAGGAAUGGUUUUGCGUGGCUGACGUCAGGAAUACAUCACGAGCGGAGCGCGGCCCACUCGGCUGUGUGGGCAGGGAAGCUGCAGCUGAGGACGAUAUGAGGAGCAGCCGUGGAAGAGGGGACUCAGUCCGACCUUGUCUGGCUCGCAGUCCCGCGCCAGGCCGUGCGUAAAAACGCCGCUAAAAACAAGUUGACCGCGUCUUUAAAAGGCGCCUCUCCGUGCGCGCGGCUACAACUUUGGCUUCCAUUCAUAUUUUUUGUUUCCUUCUCCCGUCCACGUCUGCCUGAUGCGCACAGGAACAGAGCAAGACUACUACAACCUCUUCCGCAUAUUGGAUUUCUAUGCAAAGAGAAGGUCGCUCAUGUCCCUGCAAGGAUUUCUUGAAAUGAAGACUGCUGCUGCAAUUUUUACUUGAAUUCUCUCUCUCUUUUUUUAUUUUCUUGACAGUUUUCCCUCAAAAGAUUUCCUACAAUUUGUGAAGUAUUCGUUUCCUGCGUGGGAUCAGUCGCUGCAUCGCUUUGCAUUUGAAUAUAACCCAGUUUUUUUUUUUUUUUUUUGUUUUUUUUUUGGAGAAACCUCUGCAGCGCGUCGUACUGCGCACGAAUCCGACCCACGAUGCGCUUAAUUUAGGAAAACGCAGAGAUCAUCUGAAAGUGCCAAAUCGAACCGGAAUGGAAAACGAGCGCAAUCGCAAUAUCGUAGUGAAGUAUAUCUGCCAUAAACUCUCCAAACGCGGAUACGCGUGGAGCUUGGACGCUGCGCGGGAUGAGGACGCGGAUAAUAACGGGUCCCUAGUUGACCCCGAGCCGACUCUGGUCCGCCGGUGCCGGGAGGCGGCCGGAGCCGGGCCCGACAGCGAGGACGACAGCCCCCGCCUGUGCAGGCGGCCGCAGCAGUCCGACCCGCACGCCGCCAUCCACCGGGUCCUGCGGGAGGCUGGGGACGAACUUGAGAGACUCUACCAGCCGGACUUCACGGAGAUGUCGCGGCAGCUGUACCUCACCUCCUCCACGGCGCAGAGGAGGUUCGCCGAGGUGAUAGACGAACUGUUCCGGGACGGGGUGAACUGGGGCCGGAUUAUCGCCUUCUUCGAGUUCGGUGGCACGGUGUGCGUGGAGUGCGUGUCCAAGGAGGACAUGACGGCGCAGGUGGACAACAUCGCGGACUGGAUGACGGAGUAUUUAAAUGGACCUCUUGACAGCUGGAUACGGGAUAACGGGGGAUGGGAUGCGUUUGUGGAUCUGUACGACCGGCAGAGGGAGUCCGUCUUCAGCUGCUCGUGGCCGUCCAUAAAGACGGUGUUCGGCCUGGCCGCGCUCGGCGCCGCCAGCCUCACCAUCGGAGCGUACCUCACCCAGAAGUGACCCCGCCCGCUUCAUCUGCCUCCUCUCCUCCUCCUCCUCUUUUUUUCCUUCCUCCUUUUUUUUUUUUUUUUUUUUAAAGAUGCCCCCGACCCCUCAGAGAGCGAGUGGAGGACGUCGGGGGAGAAGUGCAUCUCCGAUGUAAUCACACUAAGCUGAGGAGGAUCCAGGAUCAGCAGCAGCUGCUCUCUUUUUUGUUCUGCCUGCUUCUCUACUAGUUAUAGCAUGAACGUGGAGUGUUAGUGUAGACGUUGCAUGUGUGCGACGGGAGAGGGGGGGGGGCGGGGGGUGUGAUGGCGGCCGUGCCCGAGAGGAAUUGGCCCCGCCCCCGCUCGUUAGGGCGCAGGACCCCGUUUGAACCGUGAACCCGGGUCACCUCCCUGCAGCCGCCCUUCAAAGGACUUCCUGUGCCGAGCAGCUGCUGCGAAUGCAUAAUGGAAACGUCUCGCUGCAGCCCAGCGUGGUGAACUCUGAACACGCCACGCCGCCGUGUACUCGCCAUACCGAGCUCGGCUCACUGUCCAAGCGAGCCGUUUCACAGGGCAGAGCCGCUCUCAUGCUGUAAAACUGUUUGAAAUAAAACCCCCAACGCUGCCGGAAAUCCACUUUCAAGUUUGUAAAACCUUUAAGAAAAGAGACCAUUUGAUUGGGUUUUUUUAUUUUUAGGUAAUUAUGGGGCAAGUGGAGUAUUUUUUGCUAGCAUGGCGGCCAUUUUUGAAGCCAGAAACUCUCCAAAUUCAACAAUCUGGUCCAACCUUUAACUCUGGUGCUGAAAUAACUCCGUUUUUAGUUCUGGUUUAAAUGUUGACUGAAGUCUUGAACAGGUGGAACAAGGCGACUAACUAGGUGCUCGAAUAAAUCCGUUCUGCUAUUCAACAUGUUAGGUUCAAACUCCAAUUCCAUCUGGAUGACGACUGGCAAGCUGACAAAACAUUCAUUUCUUGGGGAUUGCAAUGGAAGAUAAACUAGCUUAGCGGUCAUUUUUGCUAGCUUUGAGCUAGCAAAAACCAAAACUCUGCUUCAAGCUUUAGCUUUGCUGUCGGAUUUGAUUUCACUCGGCACGGAGUGAACAAGUUGGUUGAAAUUAUUUUAGCACUUAUUUUAAGUAAAAACCUACUUUCAGCUUUGCCAAAUCUUUGUUCUUUAUGCUUAGUUGCACAAACUAAAUUACCCAAUUUGCUUUUUGCGAGCAUAAAUCUCAAGUCAUAAAACAAAAAGAAUAGCUUCUGCUAGCUUAGCGGCUACAUUUCCAGCCUGAGGUUGGUUGUUCGUUUCUCAAAUCUCUAAGACCUGAUUCAAAUGUUGGCAUAAACAAGAGCGAGACCAUUGAUCUUGUGGAAAGUCAGUAAUUGUGCUUGCUUAGCUCUCUUAGCGGACUUGUUACUAGUUAUUCGAUUUGGUCUGUAGCUCCAUGAGUGUCCUCCCCAUGGAAAGAAAAAUGCUAAUUCAACUUUUUUCAGCAUUUUUUCAAACUGACUUCAUGUUUUAUAGAUUUGAAAGUUGGAUUUAAUGAAUCUCGACCCUCUCUUGAUUUAAUCGAGUCUAAAUAUUGUGAUUAUCGGGACCUGCUUUGGUUUAAUCUAAUUGCAAAAAAAUAACAAAAUUCCUCCUCUAUACAUUUUCACUAAUAAACGUAAUUACAGCAUGAAGAGGCUGAAAAUCUGCUUACAACUGUUUUUCCUGGACUUUCAUCUGAAAAUGCCGGACUGCAGCAUCGCCUUUGAUUUGCAGAACUGUGAAAGCUCCUUCAUUUAACCUGACCCGUCUGAGAGGUCGGACCUGUGGAGCUUUCUAAGAACAUUAGUCAAAUUUCCAAAAAAACAUACGAGGAAAAACAAGGAGCACAGCACAAGCAGACAAGGUAAUAAACGCUGCAUUCAGAGACACAAACGGACGAUUUCCGAGGAUGGAUUCCUGCUUGAGAGUGAACCAAGACACUCCUCCGCUCAACGACUUCAAACCGUUACCAUCACCCACCUUUCAGCGCACCAAAUCUUAGAAAUCUCUCACUUCUUCUUAAUUUUCUACCUCUGUUGUAGCUUUUUUUCUUUCUUUCUUUCUUUCUUUCUUUUUUUUAACUCUUCAGUUCUUUUUGAAGGUUCCUAAUUAAACCAGUUCAGUCCCGGCUUUGAACAAGCAUCUGGUAAUUGUUUUAUUUGAAGGGGUAAAUAUGAGUUUGGACCAGGUUCGAGUUGAUUUUUUUCUGGCCAGGAGGCAGUCCUCAGGGUUUGGAUGUUAGGUUUAGUCCUCAUCUAGCACCAUGAAGGGGUGAACGUCUCUCAAAUUUAUAUCAGACCACAGCAGUUGAUAAAUGUAGUUAAAACAUCAGCAAUAGCCAGCUAUUGUUGAUCAUAAAAAAGUAAAAGAGUUGGUGCUAACAUGCUCAAACAGACUGAAACCAGAACCUGGUUCUUGCUGGUCGUAAAGGAGUGAGGGCCUUCAUUUCAACUUUUACUCUGAAAUCUGGAAUCAGAUCUUAAAUGUCAGAUCUGGUUGAAACGUCACAUGAAGGACUGAACAAACACCUGGCUAUUAUCAAAAGUUAAAUGAGUUAGCACUAGCUUUAGCAUCCAGAGGAGUCAUAAUCCUCAGAUCUGGCUCAAACAUUAGACUGGCACCUGGUUCCUGCUGGUCAACCCGAUUCUUGAUCAUCACACAUUUUUCCAGUCUGUAGCAUUAAAAGCCCCUCAUCAGGAUCGAUUGUUAUUUCUAGACUUGAAUUAGCACUCAGAUGAACUGAGCUGGUGCUAGCUUUAGCAUGUGUUUUUCGAAGAACUGACUCAAAACGUCAGUCCCAGCCCUGAAGUAGCGCCUGGAUGUGGUUGGUGGAGGUCGGGUAAAACAGACGGUGCUCACUGAGCCCUCAUUCUCCUGACCUAGAGCCACGUCUUUAAAACUGAACAAAUGUUCAGACAUUAGCACUGAUUUUCAAAGAUAUUGACUCCAGCGGUGAACAAUCGCCUCGUCCUCGUCAGUCGGAAAGGGUCAAAGUGAGUUGGUUCGGGUUAAACCCUGAACGAGCGCCUGAUCCCUUCUGGUGAAAAAGAAAUGACGAUCUUGGGGGGGCUUGGUUUGUUCCGGCCAGGAACCUGAGACACCCCCCCACCCUCCUCCUCCUCCUCCUCCUGCCUCAAAAUGAGCCCAACCAUUGAUUCUGUCCCUUGAUGCCUGUUUUUAAUCGACGUCCGUCUUGUGUUACAGUCUGAUCGAAAGUUUGGAAUCGCUCCAAAAUAUUUCACGGCACUCAGUGAUUUUAUAUCUCCCACCUCCCUCCUGCUGCAUGAACGACAGACCCCCCAAUCCACUACUUGUAUUUAUAACAGGAUAGACGAAAACAGACAUAAUAACAAGAAGAAGUAGCCUUUUUCUAUUUAUUCAGAGGUACCAGAUGACCGAUUUUGUGCUCUCUCCUUUGGAAUCACACUGUAACAACAUUAUUUUCUGGCUGCUAACGAGAAAAAAGAAAAAAAAAGUGAAUUUUUCUGUGUCGUAUUAAUACUGGCUUAAAGGCUGCUAUACUGUCGAUUUAACUCACCUACAGCUUAAACUGCCACAACUUUUUACAGUAUAGUUCUAGAGAGCUGGAAACCAAAGGUAACUUGUAUUAAUCAUUAAUUUAAACCUU
Molecule: messenger RNA, 5039 nt
Organism: Salarias fasciatus (jewelled blenny)
Lineage: Eukaryota; Metazoa; Chordata; Actinopteri; Blenniiformes; Blenniidae
Gene: bcl2b
Product: BCL2 apoptosis regulator b
Exons: 2
Coding region: 725-1417 (230 amino acids)
Biological process (GO): release of cytochrome c from mitochondria; intrinsic apoptotic signaling pathway in response to DNA damage; regulation of apoptotic process
Cellular component (GO): mitochondrial outer membrane
Molecular function (GO): BH domain binding
Source: RefSeq, a predicted model, not a curated record